This is a messenger RNA of Anas platyrhynchos (mallard), 2114 nucleotides long. It is a transcript of the gene PEX12, whose product is annotated as peroxisomal biogenesis factor 12. Gene Ontology annotation, biological process: protein import into peroxisome matrix; protein monoubiquitination. Gene Ontology annotation, molecular function: ubiquitin-protein transferase activity; protein binding; zinc ion binding. Lineage: Eukaryota; Metazoa; Chordata; Aves; Anseriformes; Anatidae. The record is from RefSeq and is a predicted model, not a curated record. Gene Ontology annotation, cellular component: peroxisomal importomer complex; peroxisomal membrane.
AGGAGCCGCGCGCGCGGGGCUAGAGCGCCUCCCGCCGGCGGCGGGGCGGCCGCCAUGGCGGAGCUGGGCGCGCACCUCACGGCGCCCCCGGCCGAUGGCGGCGGGGGGCAGCGGCCCAGCGUCUUCGAGGCGGUGGCCCAGGAGAGCCUGACGGCCGCCCUGAGGCCUGCCCUGCGCCACCUGGCCAAGGUGCUGGCCGAGUCCAACCCCGGGCGGUUGGGCUGGCUGUGGCGCUGGUUCGAUGAGGCGUACGCCGUACUGGACCUGCUGCUCCAGCAGCACUACCUGGCCACCUGCAGCGCCUCCUUCUCCGAAAACUUCUACAGCUUGAAGCGGGUACCGCUGCGAGGCCGCCAACGGCCAGCCCUGGCCGCCGCCGGGCUGCCCAAGAAGCAGCACUGGCGGUCCCUCCUGCUGCUCGUCCUCGUCCCUUACCUGAAGGGGAAGCUGGAGAGGCUGGUGGCCAGCCUCCGGGAGGAGGACGAGUACUCCAUCCACCCCCCGUCGUCCUCCUGGAAGCGUUUCUACAGAGCCUUCCUAGCCGCCUACCCCUUUGUCCUCAUGAGCUGGGAGGGCUGGUUCCUGGUCCAGCAGCUGUGCUACAUCCUCGGGAAGGCGCAGCACCACUCGCCCCUGCUGCGGCUAGCUGGCGUCCGCCUGGUCAGGCUGACUGCGGAGGACAUCCAGAGCCUGGAGAGGAAGGUGCCCGUGCCCACCGCAGGGCAGGCACACAGCAUCACAACACGAGUGCAGUCAGCGGUGAGGCGAGCGCUUGGUGGCAUCGCCUUCUCCCUGUCCAGCGGGCUGGCCGUGUGCGUGUUCUUCCUCCAGUUCCUGGACUGGUGGUACUCCUCGGAAAACCAGGAAACCAUCAAAUCCCUGACGGCGCUGCCCACUCCGCCGCCCCCCCUGCAUCUCGACCACGGGGAGGGCUCGGUCCUUUUACCCAAGCUGAAGACGUUGUGCCCGCUGUGCCGCAAAGUCCGAGUCAACGCCACCGCCCUGUCCACGUCGGGCUUUGUCUUCUGCUACCGCUGCGUGUACAGCUACGUGAAGGCUCACCAGCGCUGCCCCGUCACCGGCUACGCCACGGAGCUGCAGCACCUGGUCAAACUGUACUCGCCCGAGAGCUGAACGCCCUGCCCCGUGCUGCCCGAAACAUCGCUGGGGACUGGCUGGGAAGGAAGGCGGUGGAUGAACCCUGCUGCGCUGCUCUCUCACGCCUCCUCCUCCUCAAAGAGUGGGAGAAAAUAGGAAAAGGGGAUCGCUCUCUGGGACUGGGACCACUCAUCAGUUACUGUCGUGGGCAAAACAUGCUCAGUGUAGGGAGAUUAAUAUUUAUUGCCUGCUACUAACAGACAAGAGCAGUGGGGAGCUAUAAAAGCAAGCUAAAAACACCUUUACCCUGUCCACUCUCUUCUUCCUCCUCCCCCCAGGCAGUGCAGGGGAACCCCUACAGCUCAUCAGCUCUGAAGCUCCCCUGAACUUGGCUGCACGGAGCUUUGCUGCCCUCAGAACCUUCAGUAAGGUUCCUGCAGCAGAGUUUCGGAGGGGUUGGACAGCCUCUGCCUGUCAGCUGGCACAGAAAUGCCUUCGUGCACCAACUGAAGGAGAGGAAGCGCUGAUUUAGAUAAUAUGAACGCAGAUCAGAGAACAUUGCUGGUGAAAGUCCUGCUUGAGGGCAUAAGCUAGCAAAUCAGGUAGGAAGAACUGUCUGGGUGAGCUCAUCCUCCCUCAGCUGCCCCCCAGGCACUCGCGAUGCCUGGGGCAGGCCCUGGCACUAGGCUCGUCCAAGAGCCAGGCUCAGACCUCUCUGCUGAUCGCGCUAUUCUUAGGAGUCACCCUGCGUUUUCAGGCUGCUCACCUUUGAAUUAACGAGAACAUCACACCCUUAAUUCCUACCAACAGUGCUAAAUUAAGACUUCUGACUCUUUAAAGGCACAGGGGUUGGUAUGUACAAACAGGGACACAGGAGGGAGGGUGUGUGUUCUCCAAAGGGAGAAAAAUGACAAACCUGAUUAAAGCAGCCCUGUGCCAACUGAUGAACUGUUAGACGUGUCUUUGAAUCUGUUGGUGUCUGCUUUUAUAAAGCAAGAUUCUUUCUUCACUGAGAA